AUGCAGAUGCUCACAAAGUUCGAGUCCAAGUCGAAUCGCGUCAAGGGUAUCGCAUUCCACCCUCGCCUUCCCCUCUUAGCGUCGUCUCUUCACAAUGGCUCGAUCCAGCUCUGGAACUACCAGACCGGCACCAUCUACGACCGCCUCGAGGAGCACGAUGGCCCCGUUCGAGGUAUCUGCUUCCAUCCCUCGCAACCGCUCCUAGUCAGUGGUGGUGACGACUACAAGAUCAAGGUGUGGAACCACAAGACGCGCAAGUGCCUCUUCACGCUCAACGGCCAUCUCGACUAUGUCCGCACCGUCUUCUUCCACCAUGAACAUCCUUGGAUUCUCAGUGCCUCCGACGACCAAACCAUCCGCAUCUGGAACUGGCAGAGUCGCACGUGCAUCGCCAUCCUCACCGGCCACAACCACUACGUCAUGUGUGCUCAGUUCCAUCCCAAAGAAGAUCUCAUCGUCUCUGCCUCGAUGGACCAAACCGUGCGCGUGUGGGACAUCAGCGGCCUGCGCAAGAAGAACACAUCCGCCCAGCCCAUGAGCAUCGAGGAGCAGAUUGCACGAGCCAACAGCGGCCAAGCCGAUCUCUUUGGCAACACCGAUGCCAUGGUCAAGUACGUCCUCGAGGGUCACGACCGUGGCGUCAACUGGGCCUCGUUCCAUCCUACGCUGCCCCUCAUCGUGUCCGCAGGUGACGAUCGCCAGAUCAAGCUGUGGAGGAUGUCGGACACAAAGGCGUGGGAGGUCGAUACCUGCCGGGGCCAUUUCAACAACGUCUCGUGUGCCCUCUUCCACCCGCGACACGAGCUCAUCAUCUCGGACGCCGAGGACAAGACCAUCCGUGUCUGGGACAUGGGCAAGCGUACCGCCGUCCAGACCUUCCGCCGCGAGAGCGACCGCUUCUGGGUGCUCACCGCACACCCAACACUUAACCUCUUUGCUGCUGGUCACGACAACGGUCUCAUCGUCUUCAAGCUCGAGCGGGAACGUCCCGCCUUUUCCGUCCACCAAAACACGCUCUACUACAUACGCGACAAGCAGGUUCGCUCCCUCGACUACGGCACUGGCGCGGACCAUGCUCUUCUCAGCGUAAAGCGUCUCGGCAACCAGUACGUCCCUCCGCGCACGCUCAGCUUCAAUCCGGCGGAGCGCUCCGUCAUCGUCACCUCGGUCAACGGUGAACAGGGCACUUUCGACGUCGCUCCCCUUCCUCGCGAGGCUGGAGGUGACCUCGCCGAAUCUUCGAGCGUCGGCAAGCGCGGACAGGGCUCCAGCGCCAUCUUUGUCGCCCGCAACCGUUUCGCCGUGCUUGACAAGGCCGCGCAGACCAUCGAAAUUCGCGACCUCAACAACGCAGUCACAAAGACCAUCACACCUCCUCAGCCCACCAACGAGAUCUUCUUUGGCGGAACCGCCAGCCUCAUCCUUAGCACAGCCACCGGCGUCAUCCUCUACGAUAUCCAGCAACAGAAGACGCUUGCAGAGCUCACCAGCCCGCCCGUCAAGUACGUCAUCUGGAGCAUCGAUGGUGGCAUGGUGGCGCUGCUCAGCAAGCACACCAUCACGCUCGCCGACAAAUCGUUCGGAUCCAGCAACCUCAUCCACGAGACCAUCCGCAUCAAGAGCGCUGCCUGGGACGAAAGCGGUGUGCUGCUUUACAGCACCCUCAACCACAUCAAGUAUGCUCUCCCUCAGGGCGACAACGGCAUCAUCAAGACGCUCGAGCAGCCCGUCUACCUGACCCGUGUCAAGGGCAAGACAGUGUCGUGCCUCGACCGUCUCGCCCGUCCUCAAAACAUCACCAUCGACCCCACCGAGUUCCGCUUCAAGCUCGCUCUCGUCCAAGGCAAGUACGACGAUGUCCUCAGCAUCAUCAAGAACAGCAAUUUGGUCGGUCAGGCCAUCAUCGCCUUCUUGCAGAAGAAGGGCUACCCUGAGAUUGCCCUGCACUUUGUCCAGGACAAGAGCACCCGCUUCGACCUGGCCAUCGAGUGCGGCAACCUCGAUGUCGCCUUGGAGACCGCCGAAUCGCUCAACGUAGAUGAGGUGUGGGAUCGACUGGCGACGGCAGCGCUCCGCCAGGGCAACCACAAGAUUGUCGAGCGCGCCUACCAGCGCACCAAGAGCUUCGACAAGCUCAGCUUCCUCUACCUCAUCACUGGAAACACGGACAAGCUUGCCAAGAUGUCGGUCAUCGCCGACAAGCGUGGCGACCAUCUCAGCCGCUUCCACAACGCACUCUACCUCGGCAACGCCGAAGCGCGUGCCAAUGUGCUUUCCGACGUCGGUCUCGAGGCGCUGGCGUACGCUGCGGCCAAGUCCAACGGGCUCGACGAUCGCGCUGCUGCCAUCGCAUCGCAAGCUGGUAUGGAGGAGGAAGCUGCCGAAGUCGACCGCCAGCUCGACCUGGGUGAGGGCACAUCGAAGCUGGUUCCUCCCGCCGCCGUGUCGCAAGCGUACAUGCACAACUGGCCCAUCUUGAGCAGCGAGCAGAGCUACUUCGACCGUGCUCUUGUCGCCGGCAACGAUGGUGGCCCCAUCUUCAAGGACAAUGCCGUCAACGGCACCAAGACGCAUGACAUUGAGUCGUGGCUUGACGGAGAGGCUCUAGAAGAGUCGGAGGAAGAGGACGACGAGGGCUUCGACGCCGCACCCGAAGACUUUGGCGAGGCGGAAGAGGCGUGGGAUCUCGCCGAGGAGGAAGUUGCGUUGCCUCAAGAGGAGGCUGCCGUCGUAGCACCGCUCCAAGAGACGCCCUUGGAAGGACUCGGUGCCGGAAGCUCUGAAGCGGAACACUGGCUGCGCAACUCGCCAGUAGCCGCCGACCACGCCGCGGCAGGAUCGUUCGAAACGGCCAUGACGCUGUUGUCAAGACAGGCCGGUAUCGUCGACUUUGCUCCAUUGAAAGCGCUCUUCCUCUCCUCGUACCUGUCCUCACGCACCUACCUCCCUGCCGCGCCGAGCGCUGGCCCCAUCGAGGUGCAUUUGCGCCGCAACAACGAGGAGAGCGACGGCAAGGUGACCAAGGCGCACCCUGCUCUGCCUCGCUCCGUCAAGCUGCUUGCUUCUGGCGAUUUGCAGGAAGGCUACCGCGCCGUCAGCGCCAACAAGCUUGCCGAGGCAGAGACCAUCUUCCGUCGUCUCUUGCAUCAGCUUGUGCUGACGCCGGCGGCCACGGAGGCGGAAGCAACCGAGAUUCAGGACUUGAUCGUGCUCUCCCGAGAGUACAUUCUCGGUGUCUCGAUCGAGCUCAGCCGUCGUAAGCUUGCUGCCUCCGAGCCAGACAACGUUGCACGCAACCUCGAGCUCGCGGCGCUCUUCACACGCACUCAGCUGCAGCCGCAGCACCAGACGUUGGCGCUUCGCAGCGCCAUGACCGAAGCUCGCAAGGUGAACAACUAUGCGAUGGCGGCAAGCUUUGCCAAGCGGCUUAUGGAGCUCUCGCCUGCCCCGGCGGUGGCUCAAAAGGCACAGCAGAUCAUCUCGUUGGCCGAGCGCAGCCCGCGCGACGCUGUCGACGUACCAGGCUACGACCCUCUCGAGCAGAACUUUGUGAUUUGCGCUGGCAGCUUCCGCCUGAUCACUGCUGCAGGUGCCGGCUCGGUAACAGAUCCGCUGACAGGCGCACGCUACCUGCCCGAGUUCAAGGGCACGCUGUGCAAGAUCACCCAGAUCUCGGAAGUCGGCAAGCUUGCUUCGGGAUUGCGCAGCUUCGCCGCGUAG
Pseudozyma hubeiensis SY62 is the source of this 3720-nucleotide messenger RNA. Its product is annotated as vegetative incompatibility protein HET-E-1. The record is from RefSeq and is a predicted model, not a curated record. The transcript has a single exon. Gene Ontology annotation, molecular function: protein binding; structural molecule activity. NCBI's taxonomy places the organism in Eukaryota, Fungi, Basidiomycota, Ustilaginomycetes, Ustilaginales, Ustilaginaceae. Gene Ontology annotation, biological process: intra-Golgi vesicle-mediated transport; retrograde vesicle-mediated transport, Golgi to endoplasmic reticulum; intracellular protein transport. Gene Ontology annotation, cellular component: COPI vesicle coat. Bases 1 to 3720 code for a protein of 1239 amino acids.